UCAGCUCUUUAAUUUUAAAGAUCUUCAAGUUUUAAAGAUGUUUACUCAUAAUUUGUAAUACUUUUGUGAGAUCAAAGUAAACAUGGCUAUUAAUACACCUCCGAAUAUAACUGCAAGAGUAUUUUAUGGAUUACGUUCGGAUAUACAGUACAAUGCUCACUAUUUGUCCGAAUCAGAAGUUUUGUAUCCGGCUGGUGGUGUGAUUGUGAUCCACAAUCAUCUUCAGAAGAAACAGAAGUUCAUAAGACUCCAGGAUAAACAUAAGCCAAUCAAGUCGAUAGUUUUAGCUCCAAAUAGGCGUUGGCUGGCACUGAACGAGAUCGCCGAAGAGGGCCAAAAGCCAAUCAUAACAAUAUAUGACCUCACUACAUACAAACGUCGUAAGAUUCUAACUGUGCCUUUCGAAAACUCUACCGCGCGGGAGUUCGCCUGCGUCCAGUUUUCCUUCGACUCGAAAUACCUGGUGGCGAUCACGGGCGAACCUGACUGGUGGUUGUAUUAUUACAACUGGGACAAAGGCAAAGUGGAGAGUCAUGCCAAAGCACAAAACCCUAGCGGACAAGGAACGGUUGAGUGUGUACAAUGUAACCCUUCUGAUGCAACUCUGGUGGUCAUAACUGGCCCAUACACGUUCCGUAUUAUGAAUGUAUCAGAAACUGUCUGGCGGCAGUGGGGAUGGUGCAAAGCUGAGAAUAUCAACAUAACGACAAGUAUGUGGCUAACACCAGACCGCAUCUUGUUCGGGACAGAUAACGGACUCAUAAUGCUCGUGGAAAAUGGAGAGUUGAGGCACAACUGUGUCUUCAGGGCUGCUGAAGUUGUCGAAAUGUCGCUGAAAAAGGUCGAUGUUGAGGCAGAUGAAGGUGAUAAGGCGAGUGUAUCAAGUGCAAAACAGGAAGCCUCCUCUGAACAUGUGUCCACUCAAAACUAUCCUGUUACAUGUUUCGUUAAUUUUUCUAAAGGGUUUGCCUACGCCUGCGGCGAGGGCUACGUGCACAUGUUCGAAAAGGAAACGCCGCAUCACUGGAGGAAAAGGAACCUCUUUCGUAUUUCUAAAAACUCUUACAAGCAUACCCGAGAAUAUCCAACAUGGUCUCCGCUUGAUGCUAUCCAGCAUAUAGCAAUAGAUCCCAACCAGGAGACAUUGUUAAUCACUACAUUGAGGGUACAGUUAUACACCGUGAAAUUAUUUGGACAACACAUGUUGCAAAGUCCAGAAAUAGCUUUCACAGAGCUUGGCGCUGCCAUGCACUAUGGUCGUAUAAAUUCACUCUCACUUUGUGCAUGGAAACCAAUAUUUAUGACAGCUGGUGAGCAAGACAAGAGUUUAAGGAUAUGGAACUAUAUGACAGACGAUGUUGAACUGAUAAAAAUUUACCAAGAAGAAGUUUACUGUGUGUCACUGCAUCCUUCAGGUCUGUUCGCAAUAGUCGGAUUCUCCGAUAAGCUUCGUUUUAUGGUAGUACUGAUUGAUGAUUUUGAAGUGAUGCGGGAGUUUCCAAUCAGAAAUUGCAAGUGUGCCAAAUUCAGUACGAACGGGCACAUGUUCGCCGCUGUGAACGGCCAAGUUAUUCAAGUAUUUUCGUCGGUGUCCUUUCAGAAUGUGUUUAAUUUGAAAGGACACAACGGAAGGAUCACAUGCUUAGCAUGGUCGGCCCAGGAUCUAACUUUAGUUUCAUGUGGCACAGAAGGUGCAGUUUAUGAAUGGAACAUGUCAUCGGGACAACGGGUUGGAGAAGUCAUAUUAAAGACCAACCAAUUCAGUGGAUGUGCAAUUAAUGCAAAUGGCAAAACCACGUUUGGUGUAGGAAGUGAUGGUGAUAUCAAAGAAAUUGGCGCAAACACAAUACGCAGAAGUAUUAGUCUCAUAGGAACAUCACUCGAUACGAUAGUGUUAUCUCGCUCCGACUUAAUGCUAUUCAUAACUGGAGGAGAAGGAGGGGUAGUUGCUGUUCAACUACCACUUCUAGAUAAGGCGAUUUUCAACGAAUUUCAUAUGCAUAAUAAGAAAGUUACAGCCAUUGCUCUGUCCUACGAUGAUCAAACGCUAGUGUCUGUGGCAGAGGAUGCCUCUAUUUGUAUCUGGAGACUCACAAACGCUGAAGGCAGAGCUGUUGCUUUAGACAAAGAUUUUGCUUAUUCGAAGGAAAUACUUAUAAGCAAAAAGGAUUUACAAGAGAAGCUAAAUAAUAUAUACUUACUUAGUACUCGAAUGAGUGAGCUUGAAACUGAGCAUACAUAUCAACUGCGACAAGCGGAAGCGACACAGGCGGAGAAAUUAAAAGAAGUUCAUGAAGGUUACUGCGCUGCUAUUGAAGAGUUGAAAGAAAAGAAUGAGCAAAUGGAAAAUGAGCAUACGCACGAGAUUGGUAUGAUACAACAGGAUAUUGCCAAGCUUCGUUCGGGACAUGAAAGAACUUUACAAGCAUUAGAAGCUGAUUUCAACAUCAGACUAAUAAGUGAAUAUGAUAGAUAUCAGAAUCUGGAGGAUAAAACAGCAAGAAUGAGAAAAGAAUACGAACAGAGACUAGAAACUCUAGCUGAGAGCAAACGACUUGCACUACGAGAAUUAAAUGAUAUGUUUGAAAGGAAAUUAGAGGAAAAGGAUACGAUCUUAUUAGAGUUACAAGAACAAGCUGAUAUGGAAAAAAAAGAACACGAGACUAUAAAAUCGUCUAUUGAAGAGGAUGCUGAUCGAGAGAUUAUUGAAAUCAGAACGGCUUAUGAAGUCCAACUGAAGGAAGAAAAAGAUGCGAAUGUAAGAUUAAAGGGUGAAACUGGUUUGAUGAAAAAGAAGUUAAUAUCAGCACAGAAGGAUAUUGACGAGUUCAAACACCAAGUGGUGCAGCUUAAAGCCGAACACAAGCAAUUCCAGAAAGUUAUAUCAACCCUGGAAAGAGAUGUCACAGAUUUGAAAAAGGAAAUUUCUGAAAGAGAUGGAACUAUUCAAGAUAAGGAAAAACGGAUUUAUGAACUUAAACGCAAAAAACAGGAACUUGAAAAGUAUAAAUUUGUGUUAAAUUUCAAAAUAACAGAAUUGAAAAAUCAGAUUGAACCCAAGCAACGUAUAAUUCGCGAGCUUAAAGUUCAAAUUGAAGAUAUGGAAAACGAAGAGUUGAAAUUGCUAAACGUAAAACACGAUCUCGAGCUCAAAAUCUGUCAGUUGAAGGAAAAGUUUGCCUCGGCAAAAAAAGAUUUUGUGACUGAAGCGGGGCGAAACUUAACAAUGAAGAACACGUUGAAAAAGAUUAAGAUAGACCUGCACAAUAUGACAGCUAACUUCCAGGAUCCUAUGAAAUUGAAAUUAAAUGUUAAGGAAUUGUUCCACAAAUACGUUGAGGACAUCGACUUCGUUCGUAGCCGCAUAGCAGAAGAUGAAGCGAUCCGUGAGUUUAACAGACAAAGGGACCACCUGGAGAAGCAAGUGGCGUCUCUGAAAGCGCAGCUGUCAAAGUCACUGGACGGCUCGAAAAGCGACAUCGGAAAGAUUAUGGAUGAGAACUGCACCCUGUUGACUGAAAUCAACAGGUUGCGCACAGAGCUGAAGUCGACGCGCACGAGAUGUUUCCAGAUGGAGUCCAUCCUGGGUCUGUCGGCGCGCUAUAUCCCACCCGCCACCGCUCGAGCCAAACUCAAGCACGUAACCGAAGACCGGGAGAAACUCGACGAAAACUUCAAACAGAAGAUCAACAAGCAUGAAGAAAUAAUAGAGACCCUGAAAGAGGAAAAUGAACGAUUGUUGGGCAAAAUGAGGUGCUUGGACGAUGGCAACAAUGGAAGCGAGCCCGGCGAUCAAGGCGAUGUCUCACGUGUACAACUACCAAGUGAACCUUAGUAUUAGAGCUGUGUUUAAUUAUUAAAUUAAUUACAAAUAUAA
Molecule: messenger RNA, 3877 nt
Organism: Leptidea sinapis
Lineage: Eukaryota; Metazoa; Arthropoda; Insecta; Lepidoptera; Pieridae
Gene: tous
Product: cilia- and flagella-associated protein 57
Exons: 22
Coding region: 83-3835 (1250 amino acids)
Molecular function (GO): protein binding
Source: RefSeq, a predicted model, not a curated record